This is a messenger RNA of Hibiscus syriacus, 977 nucleotides long. Its product is annotated as stress-response A/B barrel domain-containing protein UP3-like. The coding region runs from base 128 to 892 and encodes 254 amino acids. The transcript has 3 exons. The record is from RefSeq and is a predicted model, not a curated record. Lineage: Eukaryota; Viridiplantae; Streptophyta; Magnoliopsida; Malvales; Malvaceae.
CAAAGACCCCCCAACCUCAACCCGGUUGCAAAUUUGCAAUUCCAUCGCAAAGUUCGGCAGCGCCGCAAUAGCUUCUCUCAGGUACAUAGACGUUUUAUUAGUUUUAGUCCAUUAGUAGUUGAUUUUAAUGCUGUGUUCGAAAGCUCGCUCUCUCUUUUCGUCUUCAUCUUCCCUCACCUUCCCUUCUUUCAAACACCUGAAAAGACCCGUCGCUUUAUCCACAAAAACCUUCAAAUCCCCGAUCACCAUGUCCAUUGUUGAGCAUGUGGUUCUUUUCAAAGUUAAAGAUGACACGGAGCAGGGAAAGGUCAACUUGAUGCUUAGCAACCUCAAUGGCUUGGUCUCUCUUGAUCCCGUCGUGCACCUCACUGCUGGUCCCGUCCUUCGCACCAAAUCUCCGAUCUCCAAUUUCACGCACAUGCUCCAUAGCCGAUACAAGUCCAAAGAAGAUUUGAAUGCAUAUUCUGUUCAUCCCGAUCACCAGCGUGUGGUCAAGGAAAAUGUCGUUCCCAUCUGUGAUGAUAUCAUGGCUGUUGAUUGGGUUGCUGACAAUGACCCCAACCCGCUGUCCCCUCCCCCCGGUUCUGCCAUCAAGGUGAGCUUCUUGAAACUCAAAGAGAACGUUCCAAACGAAUUGCAGGGUGAGAUUCUAGGGGAAAUUAAAGGGAUCAAGGAGGGGAUCUCCGGUGUUCAACAGUUAACUUGCGGGGAGAAUUUCUCGGCAAGAGCUAAGGGCUUUUCGCUUGCCUCGGUCGCUGUUUUUGCCGGAGUCGAAGAAAUGGAGGCAGCUGUGGGGAAGGAAGAGUACGUGAACCUACAGAAACAAAAGGUCAGGGACAAUCUGGAUGGUGUCAUUGUUGUUGAUUUUGUGGUGCCAACAUUGUCACCAUAGAUUGUUAACUGCAAAGAAAAUCUCGUUUCUUGAAUGAUGGAAGCUUUUGGAACAAUAUUCAACAUUGAAAUCAAUAAUAAUGAGA